GAUUAUCACCACAAAGGAUUCUCACCAUCUCAAGGAUUCUCACCAUCUCACUGGAUUCUCACCACCUCAAGGAUUCUCACCAUCUCAAGGAUUCACCACCUCAAGGAUUCUCACCAUCUCACGGAUUCUCACCAUCUCCACGGAUUCUCACCAUCUCACGGAUUCUCACCAUCUCAAGGAUUCUCACCAUCUCAAGGAUUCUCACCACCUCAAGGAUUCUCACCACCUCAAGGAUUCUCACCAUCUCAAGGAUUCUCACCAUCUCAAGGAUUCUCACUCAAUCUCAAGGAUUCUCACCAUCUCAAGGAUUCUCACCAUCUCAAGGAUUCUCACCACUUGGGAUUCUCACCACUUCAAGGAUUCUCACCAUCUCAAGGAUUCUCACCACUUCAAGGAUUCUCACCACUUCAAGGAUUCUCACCAUCUCAAGGAUUCUCACCACUAUGAUUCACUUCAAGGAUUCUCACCACUUCCGUGA
Molecule: messenger RNA, 478 nt
Organism: Homarus americanus (American lobster)
Lineage: Eukaryota; Metazoa; Arthropoda; Malacostraca; Decapoda; Nephropidae
Product: histidine-rich protein PFHRP-II-like
Exons: 1
Source: RefSeq, a predicted model, not a curated record